UGUGAGCCGAGAGCAUUCCCCGAAUGAGUCCGGUAGCCGUGUGGAUGCCUUCUAACAUGACCAACAGACACGCAUCCCUAUCAACGGUGCCCCGGGUUUAAAUCUUCCUUCUAAAGUGCCAUGUCCUGCAAAGAAAGUCCCCAUGCGGGUGUUUCCACCACCACCAUCAGCUCUGUAGCUGUGCAAGCUGGGAACUCCAAAAUCGUGAUAGCCCUUGUCAAGUGUGGUGAAUGGGUACAACUCCAGCUGACUGAGUCACAGCCCAAUCUUCUAGAAAUAGGGAGCAGUCAAGAUGAAACCAAGAAACUGCUUCGUGACCAUGAGCUUCUCCUGGCUAAGCUUAAGGCCUUGGAAGAUCGUGUAUGGGAACUUUUACAAGAAGCAGACAGGACAGCGGAAGCUAACAAGGCUCAAAGUCAGGUGUAUGAUGCCAUGGCCCAGACUCUGGGUGAAGCGUGGGCAACCCUGGUCUCCAUGCUUGAGAAAAGAAGGGAGCUCCUUGGACUGACUUCAGAGUUUUUUGAAAGUGCUUUGGAGUUUGCUGUAAAAAUAGACCAAACUGAAGCAUUUCUGCAGAAUCCACAUGAGUUUGAGAGCGCGGAGGCCUUACAGUUGCUUCUUCAGCUUCAUGACCGCCACGCCAAAGAACUCUUAGAAAGAUCGCUAGUCCUUUUAAACAAAAGUCAGCAACUCACUGACUUCAUAGAAAAAUUCAAGUGUGACGGAUCUGAUGUGAAUGCUGAGCUGGUUCAGGGAGCUCAAAGCAGCUGUUUGAAGAUCGACAGCCUCCUAGAACUUUUACAAGACAGGAGACGACAGCUGGACAAGUACUUGCAGCAGCAGCGACAGGAACUGGCUCAGGUUCUACAGUUAUGCCUGUGGGACCAACAAGAAAACCAGGUCACUUGUUGGUUCCAGAAAACAAUAAGAGAUCUACAGGAACAGAGUCUAGGCUUGUCACUUUCUGAAAACAAGGAGCUAAUCUGUAAGCAUGAGGACCUGGAAGUCAGAGCUAAGGAGUGGAAUUCGACCAUAGAGAAGCUGAAGAGCCAGGCCCUGGAGAUUCUUCUGUCGAAGGACUUCACAGACAAAGAACACCUCCAGCUCUCUAACCAGAAACUGAAUCGGCUUCAAGAAGAGUUUGGUCGACUUAUGGUGGAUAGAAAGACCUGGUUAACUCUGGCAAAUGACUUUUUCACCAGUGCCAAUAAGGCAUUUGAUGUACUUGGAGAAGUCGAAGCUUACCUUAAGCUCCUUAAAUCAGAGGGUUUAAGCCUGCCUGUCUUGGCAGCGAGGCAUGAGGAAUUACACAGAGAAAUUAAAGACUCCACCGCCGCUGCUCUGCAGAAGGGAGGGGCCUUAAUCAGCCAAGCCGACUCCUGCAGCUCUCGGGUGACAAGUAUCCAGGAGAUGAUGGGGUGCAUUCAGAAGCAUGUGGACCGUCUCGGCGAACAGUGUACCGCACACAAGGAGUAUGCUCUUAAGAAGCAACAAUUAGCAGCGUCCGUGGAAGGCGCCCUAAGGAAGGUGGAAAUGUCAAUUCAGGAAAUCAGGCCAGUUCUUUCUAACACACUGGUUGUCGGUUCCAGCCCUUCUGAGUCAGAGAAGAUUUUGAAUAAAUAUCUGGAAUUAGACAUCCAAGCCAAGGAGACAGCACACACAUUAGAAGCAGCUGCGGAAAUCAUGGCAGGGAAAAAUGAACUUGAACUCGAUGAAGGGAAACUGCUUUCUUUUAAAGCAAAAUGCCUAGAAGAAGAAUUAAGCACACUUGGUCGAAGCAUCAGCUACAGGUCACGAGUCCUACAAACUUAUGUGGCAUUUCGAAAGUCAUCAGAAGAGGUGGAGGAGCAGCUUCAGAGACUAACGGCGUUUUAUCUGACCAAAGUCCCUCCGAGCGAUGAAGACGCUGCUGAAGUCAAGUGCUGGUCCAGCUCUGCUGAGAGGAGAUGGCAGUUGUUUUUAAAGAAGAGUUUUGUGACCCAGGACUUGGGACUUGAGUUCCUUAACUUAGUAAAUAUGGCAAAAGAGAAUGAGAUAUUCAAUGCUAAAGAUGAAAUGCGUGUCAUGAAGAACACUGUGGAAAAGCAAACAACCGGGAGGGAGGAGCUCAGCCGUCUUCGAAUGGCAUGGUACCUCAAAGCCAGCGGAGGCAAGCCUGUGGGGCAGCAGUGGGAGACCUUCAAAGAGAAACUGAAGAAGACUACUCACAACGUAAAACUUCUCCACGAAGUUCUUAUGCCCGUCUCUGCCCUUGACCUUGGAGGGAGCCUCCAGACGAUGUCAGAUCUGCGAAGAAGGUGGAAUGCUAUGAAGCCCCAGCUUCAGCAACUGUAUGACGAGGUUCAGCAUAUCAUGAAAGAAUGGGAAGUGUUAAGUAGUCAGGGAGCCCCUCUGAAGGAGAAGUCUGACCAACUGAGGGACUUAAUCCACCUCCACGAGAGGCAGAGAGCGCGAAUCCAGGAUUACGAGGAAAUCCUAUACAAGACAAUCCAGUUCCACCAAGUCAAGGAGGAACUGAUGCAUUUCAUCAAAUCGAAAGAACUGGAGCUUCUUGCGCAGCCCACGGAACUGGAAAGUUCUAAGGAGGUCCAGAUGCAACUGGACCGUGCUCAGGAAAGGCAGGCCUAUGUAGAGCAUCUCGGUCGGCUGGCCCUUUCCCUGGGAGUGGACAUCAUUUCAUCCGUUCAACAGCCGAACUGCUCUAAUAUCUCUGCAAAGAACCUGCAGCAACAGCUGGAGGCCCUUGAAUUGGAUAGCAGGGAGUGGAGUGCCAGCGCCAAAGAGUACGAAAGGGUCCUGUCCUGCAGUUUGGAGUUCUGCACCACCCGAGAGGAGAUCAAUGAGCUCAAAGAGUCAUUCAAAGAUAUAAAAAAGAAAUUCAACAAUCUGAAGUUUAACUAUUCCAAAAAAAAUGAAAAAUCUCGAAACCUAAAGACUCUUCAGUAUCAAAUCCAACAAGUUGACAUGUAUGCUGAAAAAAUUCAGGCUUUAAGGAAGAAAAUGGAAAAAGUUAAUAAUAAAACUUCUGACUCAUUCUUAACUUAUCCAAGUAAUAAAGUUAACAUCCUUUGGGAAGCCAUGGAGGAUUUGCAAAAGCAUGUGGAUGACUUUGAUAAAGUUGUGACCGAUUACAAGGUGAAUUUGGACCUGACUGAACAUCUCCAGGAAAUACUAGAAGAGUGUAACUUUUGGUAUGAAGACGCAAGCGCCACAGUUGUAAGAGUUGGAAAGUAUUCCAUGGAGUGCCAAACAAAGGAAGCUGUGGAGAUCCUCCACAGACAGUUCAACAAGUUCAUUGUUCCUUCGGUGCCUCAGCAAGAAGAAAGGAUUCAGGAGGUCAUCGACCUUGCUCAGCGCUUAUACGGUUUGGAAGAAGGGCAGAAAUAUGCCGAGAAGACUGUCACAAGACACAAGGAGAUUCUCGAAUCUAUCACUGAAUUAUGUGGGUCUCUUGUGGAGCUUAAAGAAAAACUGGAGCAGGGCGAUGUUCCAAAGCAGCGAGAUGUUCCAAAGCUGAACCCAAAUUUGGAACUUUUCCACGACAAUGGCAUCGACCUACUAAAGGAGCCCCCGAGGAGUGAGCAGACACUGUUGGAUGAAGGAAGGAAUGAGGGGCAGGUGCGAGGAGCAGAUACCUUGGACAUAAACGGAAGAUUGGAGCAUGGGCUUCCCAUGGACUUGAGACAGUCCUUGCCUGAAAAAGAGGGUGGUGCCCAGGGUCUGAUGCUGGAAGACAUGCUGUCUGGAGAGGAGUCUGAGUGUAUCUCAUCUGAUGACAUCUCCUUGCCUCCACUGCCGAUGAGCCCGGAGUCCCCUCUGGCACCAUCCGACAUGGAGGUGGAAGAACUUGCCAGCUCUGCAGCCCCCAUGCUCCACAUCGGCAGCUAUAGGACACACACAGGGACUGGUGUUCUAGGGCAGUCCCAGGAAUCUGUUCUUCCACCACCCGUUGCUUUUGCUGAUGGGUGCCCUAAUAGGAAAGACACAUUUACAACUCACUUGAAGAGGCCCUACCCCCAAUUCAAAGCCGGAACCUCAUUAACCUCCAAAGGAUCGGUAGAGAUGAGUAGCACCAAUGUGAAAUGUCCGACGAGCAUGCCCCAGGAAGUGCAUGCCACAGCUUUACAGCAAGGCUCCCAGGCUCGGGAGAGCUCUCUAGAGACCCAGGAGAAAGUGCAUGCUGAUUCUAAUGUCACUAAAACCCAAGACAGGCUGCAUGAUCCCCCUGAUGCAUCCCCUGGCCUGGGCUCUCAGUCAGACACCAGCAGGAGGCAAGCGGGUCCCCAAGGAGACAGGAAACACUCAUCUGCCGGGAACAGCGUGGUCAGCCUCGCUGGCCAGGCACCUCAUUUCUCCAGGUUGCUGUCCAAUGUAACUGUCACGGAAGGUUCCCCGGUGACUUUGGAAGUCGAAGUAACAGGAUUCCCAGAGCCUACGCUGACGUGGUUCAAGAAGGGCCAGCCACUGUGUGCCGACGGACACUUAGAGGUGUUGCACAAGGACACAAAGCACUCGGUGUUCAUCCCAAAGGUAUGUGAGGCAGAUGCUGGCCUCUAUGUGGCUCAAGCCCAAAACUCUAGUGGCACCCUGUCUUCCAAAGCCGUCCUCCAUGUGACAGGUAACCGUGGGUCACCAAUCACAAGAAUAAACUGGAUCGUGUUGGGUGCCAUCUACAUCAGCGUAUCACUAAUAUACUGGCUACUUGCACAGUAGUGGGUGCUGGCAUCGAUGGACGUCGUUAUGAGCCUAACGGACACUAUGGUUGUUUAUUUUCUCACACAUCACACAAAUCAUCCCCCACCAACGUAUCUCUACUCUGGCCACGUUGUUUGUUUGACUAAUACCGCUGCUAGGAGGAAGAAUUGCAUUUUCUCUACUGUUUAAUGUAUUUGGGGAACAUGGGAAAUUAUGUACAGUAUAUAAUAAUAUAUUUUGUAUUCUAAGGAGAGAACCAUCUUGUAUGAUAUGCUGAUUCCUUGGGUAAAGGCAAGUGAACGCUUACAUCAGCAUACAGAUGUUCUCUGAUUUUCAAAUCCAAGUGUUUGAUAAUUUCUUUUUAACUGUGUUCAUAAAUAUGUCUUUGGAGGGCAUUACAUCAAGCUGAAGUUGUGAUUUUCAGUGAUGUAUUAACUUCCCUUUAAUUGUGCUUUCCAUGUCUUGAUCUUGUACCUUCUAUCUUGUGUCAACAUACUCUACAUUCCCGAGGCUGAGGAAGUCACUAUCAGUAACCAUUCCUUGUGUUGAUCUCUUGGGCUUGAUGUUGGAGAACACACAAGCCACCCACUUUAAAAUGGAGUUCCAACCUUUCUAUCAGCUCUGCACGUCAUAUGUCAAGAUGGAGCACAGGCUACAGGAGGGGACCAACGUUCUCCUUGUUCUUCCACUGCCGUGCAUUGGCCAUGGCGUGCAUAACUGUAGUCAGGUCCUCUUGCCUCUGAGUUGAUGCUGCUGCCUCUGAACAUUGUGGAGCCGACCACAAAGCAUCUCAGUGCCUUGCUUUCCCCUCUGAAAAGGGGACUCAUCUACCUCUUGACAACUGAGAUUUUCUUUCACGUCCUGUGGUGAUUAGGUCAAUGGAAAAGUGCUCAAUGAAAGCUCAUUUUAAGGCUUGGUGUGGUUUGUCAGGUUGCUGCUCAUUGCCCAUUCAUUCCCUUUCAGAUGCUGGUCUUUUAGAAUAUGAGAUGAAAAGAAUGCUGUUAAUACGUAAUUCCCUACUAGUCCCUCGGGGGAGGGUCAGACGGAUGGUCUGUGAAUUAGAGCAUAAAUUCCUUUCUAACUUCUUAUGUCUACAUCCUUUUCAAAGACUUGAUGUUAACCUCAACAGGAUAUCAUUAGGAUGUUUUAGGGGACUCAGGGUGAGACAGAAGAAGACUAACCUAGCCUUCUUGUGCAAUUAUCGCUGUAAUGUUGAAGAAGGCUACAUGGCUUCCAGAAAGGCAUCAUUCGAAAUGGCAGAUCAUCUUUUUGCUUCCCUUGAAGAACAAGAGAAGCAUUUGCUUUUAUGCUUUAAACCUCAUCUGUCUUGCUAGUGUAAAAUCUUAGGUUGAAAGAGUAAUUUAUUGCAGAUUUCUGAUGGAGGGAAAAAGGUAAUUAUGUUGCUAGAAAACCGUCUACAAAUAAUCAAAAUAUUUAAAUAUAAUAUAAUUGGCUUGGUAUUAAAAAGCUACUGAAUGUUGUGGAAGAUGAGAAAUGUCUAGUCAAGUAAAGAGUUGGCCUGUUUUGUGUGUGUUGCAUAUUUAGUUUAAUUAAAAAAUUAAAAUUGAAAAUACGUUUUCUUUCAA
Microtus oregoni (creeping vole) is the source of this 6281-nucleotide messenger RNA. RefSeq names its product coiled-coil domain-containing protein 141-like. The transcript is spliced from 24 exons. Bases 121 to 4713 code for a protein of 1530 amino acids. Lineage: Eukaryota; Metazoa; Chordata; Mammalia; Rodentia; Cricetidae. The record is from RefSeq and is a predicted model, not a curated record.